Epinephelus fuscoguttatus (brown-marbled grouper) is the source of this 4347-nucleotide messenger RNA. It is a transcript of the gene dnajc5gb, whose product is annotated as DnaJ (Hsp40) homolog, subfamily C, member 5 gamma b. The record is from RefSeq and is a predicted model, not a curated record. Lineage: Eukaryota; Metazoa; Chordata; Actinopteri; Perciformes; Serranidae. The transcript has 6 exons. Bases 180 to 779 code for a protein of 199 amino acids.
GACUUCCUGCUUCGCCGCUGAAGUUUUUCUCCGGGUCAUGAGGAGAGAAGUUUCCACAGAGGAAACCGAGGACCCGCUUCAUUUCAUGGACCAAACUUUAACAGAACCGACGGACACAUUUCGGACUCUAUGAUUCGACCAGCAACCAUAUUUAUUCGUCCGCCGCCAUAUCCUGAAACAUGGAGGACCCAAACAGACCUCAGCGCAAGAUGUCAACAGCAGGAGACAGCCUGUAUAAGAUCCUGGGGCUGGAGAAAGGAGCAUCUCCAGACGAAAUAAAGAGGGCGUACAGGAAACUGGCGUUGAGGCAUCACCCUGAUAAGAACCCAGACAACCCAGAGGCUGCUGAGAAAUUCAAGGAGAUCAACAAUGCCAACUCUAUUCUCAGUGACGAAAACAAACGGAAUAUCUACGACGAGUAUGGAUCCAUGGGACUCUACGUGGCCGAGCAGUUCGGCGAUGAGAGCGUCAAAUACUAUUUCCUUAUGUCCAAGUGUUGGUUCAAGGCCCUCGUGGUGUGCUGCAGUAUUUUCACCUGCUGCUGCUGUUUCUGCUGCUGCUGUUUCUGCUGUGGGAAGUGCAAAGCGCCAGAGGACGAGGAACACUACCCCUACAUGGACCCUGAGGACCUGGAGGCAGAGAUCAGAGAGCAGGAUGCAGCAGGAGACCACGUAAUAAUUAUUCAGCCGAGCCCUGACACUUCAGAUAAAGUCGAUACCUCUCCAGGUGAGAACGCACCGAUCGUGGUCCAGCCUCAUGCCGCCAAUGGCACCUCAUAAACCAAGUGAGUGGAGACCUGAUAAAACCACGUCACCAUCAGCAGCUGCACUGAUCAUUUUCAGAGAUGAUGAGAAUAAACAUUGAGGUUAAAUGUGGCAGAAAACCGUCAUCUGUGAGGCGGUUUUGUUUAAAUGCAUCAAGCAGCGACCUGAUUCUGCCAUAUUUUUUGGUGCCAGUGGUUUUGUCUUUGAUCUAAUUGCCAUAUUUAUUUUUUAACCUUUUUUUUUUUAAAUAUUGGGUAGUAUCUGGACUGCAGUGAGAAAUGACAAAGCCAUGCAGAUCAAAGCUCUGGAGUGAGUUUUUUUUUUCAUGUGCACUUUAAUAUCUCAAAAUCAUGUUUAAAAUCCUGAAGCUGCCAUGGUGGUCUGAGAGUAUUCUGGCUCAAGACGGCUGCUGGGUUAGAAAUGUUUUUAAUGUUUUUUUUAAAUACAACAUUAUACGCUGUUUCCGGACUUUUAGAAACCAACCACUCUGAGACUUUCGUGGUGUUCAGUCAUGCUGCACAUAUAGUAGAGACAAUCUAAAGGGCUUAUUGAAAAGAUGUACAGAAUAUUGUGACUAAAUCAAACGAUGUACUUAAAAUGUUCUGAAUGUUGACUUGUGUGCACUGUUGUGUAUUUGGCUGGCAGCCUGUAAAUAGCACAGUUAGAAUUAAUAAUGUAAUGCUGAUGAGGCAUUACAGGAAUAAUUCAACACUAGUGGGAGAAACGCUUAAUUCACUUUCCAACUGGAAGUUAGAUGAGAUUUCGACUUUUGUCACUUCACGUCAUGUCAACUCGAGAGUCGUAUGGCUGCAGAGUCUUUUAAAGGAAUACUUCACCAGCAAAGGGAUCAUUUGUAUAUCAGCUAUUCACCUCGUGUCAGCUUGAAUUUGUGAGGAAUCCUUUUUUAGGUGAAUGAAGAAUCCAAAAAAUGGCAUUAGAAAUCCCCACGGUCUGAUUUUCAUUACCGUCAAAAAUACAGUCGCUCAUCUUUUUAUUGAACUCAUGUGGAGGUGCUGUCUGCAACACCAGGGAUCAGUAUGCCCGGGUCCCCGCCCCUGCCUGCCGCCAGUUAGAGGUGUUCCACACACGUCCCACCGGUAGGAGGCCCCGGGGCUAGACCCAGAACACGCUGGAGGGAUUACAUAUCUCAUCUGGCCUGGGAACACCUUUGGGGUCCCCCAGGAGGAGCUGGAACGUGUUGCUGGGGAGAGGGACAUCUGGGGUGCUUUGCUCAGACUGCUGCCCCUGCGACACAGCUUCGGAUAAGCGAUUGAAAAUGGAUGGAUGGCGAUGGAGAUGCUGUAUUGAUGAUGAAUGUAGCACACGUCAUGCGCCACCAGAGGUCAGUCUCUUCGGGUGAAACAGACAGCUGAGCUGAGAAAGGUAGCAUCUGUGAGGAAUAACGUUACAGGACUGCAAACAGCCUGUGAGGAAUGGCAGAGAGACCGCAGAGGGAAAAAAACAGUAGCUCCGCACAUAAGUAUGGUCAUAUACGGUAUACCCCUGUGAAAUUUCAGAAAGGUAUGAUAAAAUGGAUCCCAGCCAAGGUUAGACAGGAUAAAAGAGACUUGGAUUAUACUGCACGAGUUGUGUGAGAGUUUGUAAACUGAUUUACUGAUACAGUUUUGCUUUUGGAUUCUUCAUUCAUCGUGGAGGCAUGCGAGAAAACAAAGUGUUCUUUAUGAAUUUAAGGUAAAAUAAGAUGAGUAACUGAUAAAAAAAUGAUCAGUUUUUGGGUGAAGUAUUCCUUUAAAAGUGCCAUGAGUUGCAAACAAUAAAACAACAGAAGACUUUGGCGAUGUGAGGGGUUCAUAUUUGUUUGCUUUUCAGGCACCUCCAUGUUAUGAAGAGCAGAAUUGGAGAGAAAUCAAGUUUUUGUCUUGUAAUUAUGACAUGGUUUGACUGAAACAAGUCUGAAUCUGGUAGUUAAAUUAGUAUGGAGCUGGAGCAGGGAGGUGAUUAGUGUAGCUGAGCAUAAAGACUGGAAGCAGGGGGAAAAGCAAGUCGCGUUCAUAAAUGCACCUCUAAUGCUCUCUUUCUUUUGCACUGUGAGGUUUCCCACCUGACGACACCCCGCAGAGAAGCACAGGGCAGAUAGAUAACCUAUUAAGAAACCCCUUAAACCACAGCUACACGUCACAGAUUAAGUUUUACCAAUCAACACGCUGUAUGUCGUUUGUUUAGGCGUUUUUACAGGCAGAUUUUGUUACCUCUGAUGAAGCCAGGCUGGCUGUUCCUCCCUGUUUCCAGUAUUUAUGCUAAGGUAAGCUAAUUCUCCUCUGCCUCCAGCUCCAUACUCGCAUAACACACAGACAGAAUGGUAUCUAUCAUCUCAUCUAACGCUCAUAAAGAAAGCCAGUAAGCUUAUCUCCCAAUAUUUUGAGCUAGUUCUUUAGAGAUGCUAGUAGUACUGUUGGUUAGUUCACUGUACAUGCGCAUAAGGUUACCUCAAGACAAAAACUCACGGUACUGAUUAGGGCUGGGUACCUGUGCUCUGUAUCUUUAAAGUAUCGACUGAAAUAACCCAAUACCAAGUAGUAUCAGAACUUCUCCAGUUAAACGAUACCUGCAUUCGAUCCUUUCUGUACUCAGAUCUAGAAAAAAAAGACUUUGUAAGGGUUCGCCGCAAGCAUUCUUUGAUUUAAUGCAGCAUGUGAUUGGCCCACGACCGCAGCAGCUACAACCCAUACAGUCUGUGGUGUGGUGAAGUCAGGUGGCAGUUCGGCGUGCCGAGAUGACACCAAAAUGCCUGUGGCGUCUGUUGGCAUUUUCAGCAGCUGAAUGUUUCCACUCACAUGAUGGGUAUCAAAUAGAGUGGAUAAAUAAAGGUAUCCAAUGAAGUACUCUGGUAUUGGUAUCACUUUAAGGGCACUGGUAUUGUAUUUUUUUUAACUGUACCCAGCCCUUGUACUGAUAAAGCUCCCACAAAUCAUCUGAUAUACCAUGAAAAACACUUCAAUCUAAAACCAACCUGACUCGACGACAAGAUGACGUACUGAUUUGAUUUAUUGCCAAAUGUUCUGUGUGAAUUUUCUCCGAUGUGUCGAGGCCUCCUGUCGAAGACAAUGAUCUCUCUGUCAUGUGUGAGAUGAUUUAUCGCCUGUAUGUGCCGUGAAAUUACGCUCCGUACAGGAAUCAUGUUUUUAUGUAAAGUCAGAGGUAUAUUUUUGAUUGGAAGUUUUAUGAUAAAUUGAGUGUAUAUUAGAAUAACGCCUUAAAUUAUGUCAUCUCUCAUCAUGUUUGUAUUAUAUUUUUUAUCUCUGCUGGGUGUAGGAACGUGGGUUUGUACAUUUGGUACAAAUCUAAAUAAUAAAUGUGUGUCAUCUUUUGCAUUUUAUCUGUUCUUCUCGGAUGACUUUCACAGACAGUCCCGACUAUGUAAAGUUUAAACGACCCCAGAAAUGUAUGUAAAAGUCAGUUUUGUAUACUUGAUGAAAACUUCAUAAACGUGCCUUUCAGUGGGAUUUUUUUUAGGUUAAAAAGAAAUGUUAUAUAUUUUGUUUUAUGUCUAAACAUUCCCAGUUUUUUUGUUUCUGUAAAAUGAAAUGUUUGCCUGAUUAAAUAAACUUGGGUGAGACUGAAA